Molecule: messenger RNA, 267 nt
Organism: Cooperia oncophora
Lineage: Eukaryota; Metazoa; Nematoda; Chromadorea; Rhabditida; Trichostrongylidae
Source: the annotation of a GenBank genome assembly
AUGCAUUGCCAAGAGAAAGCGUUACAUUUAUCAGUCCUCUUCGGAUAUCAAUUCAAAGCGAAAAAAAUGAAGAAAACCCCUAUUGCUCGAUAUCCGGGUGCCGCUGUAAUCGUUGGAAUUCCGGGCCUAUACUUGAAUCUGCUUACAAGUUUGUCGUUACUCGGCGCUUCAACACCGUUUGAAUUCAUCUGCGCUUGCCAUGCAGCUGGAGAUGCAGCCAUCAUCGCCGUUAUGGUUUUCUGGUCGGCACCAAUGAUUUUCUUGUGA